Messenger RNA from Rhizophagus irregularis DAOM 181602=DAOM 197198, 456 nucleotides. RefSeq lists its product as uncharacterized. Lineage: Eukaryota; Fungi; Glomeromycota; Glomeromycetes; Glomerales; Glomeraceae. The record is from RefSeq and is a predicted model, not a curated record.
AUGCCGCAACUUGAUAUUCUUACGAAUCUAGAGAAAUGGAGUCAGGUAAUUGCGUUCAAAGUAAAGAUGCAAAAGAAGUAUUCGACUAUGACCAUAUCUAUUGACUUCAACAAGUGGGCUUUGACGAAUUGGAAUAAUGAAGUUUGGACAGCUCCGUUUGGAGAAAUGCCUGUACAAUGGUUUCCUGCGUUCUGGACUCUGAAGCAGCGUAAAGAAUGUAAGAGAUUUCAGGUUGUAGUUAUAGAUAUUCCUAAAACUGUUACUAACAAUAUAGUAUAUAACGCGGAAAAUCCAACCCAAUCGAUGCUAUCACAACUAGAUGGUGCUUUAGCUUUUAGGAUUAUUCAAGACCGUGGGCAUAGGAAGUUAAUUGUGUAUUUCGACACUUGGGCUAGCCUGGAUAAAGCACUUAAUAUAGAUUUCAACUUUGAAGAAUUUAAAGAUGUUUGGACUUGA